This is a messenger RNA of Penicillium angulare, 1119 nucleotides long. RefSeq names its product agmatine deiminase family protein. The transcript has a single exon. The record is from RefSeq and is a predicted model, not a curated record. The coding region runs from base 1 to 1119 and encodes 372 amino acids. Lineage: Eukaryota; Fungi; Ascomycota; Eurotiomycetes; Eurotiales; Aspergillaceae. Gene Ontology annotation, molecular function: agmatine deiminase activity; protein-arginine deiminase activity. Gene Ontology annotation, biological process: putrescine biosynthetic process.
AUGAAAUCCUUAUUUCUUCAACUCGGCCUGGGGGUCGUGAGCACCCUAGCCUCACCCCUUGAGUUCUACAUGCCCGCCGAAAACCAACUCCACGAGCGUACAAUUAUGGCCUGGCCAAGAAUCGCCAACCCAAGCUAUACGGGACACAGCGGUAGCCUUUCACGCAUGAAAGAUGAGCUAACAUCCAUCGCCAACGCCAUCUCGAACUUCGAACCAGUCACUCUCCUAGUCAGUUCCGAACAAGCGACCGACGCCCGAAAAAGAGCUCAAAGCUCCGGCCAAUAUGGCGUGAAAGUGAAGGUCACGGAAGAAGAUGAUCUUGAGCCGUGGAUGCGUGACGUCGCGCCCCUCUUCGUGUUUAGCGAGGAAUCACAAUCCGAUCGGUUCGGUCUCGAUUUCAACUUCAAUGGUUGGGGAAGACAGUUUCCAUCCGAUAAUUUCAACUUUGCUCGAAAAUUUCUCGCUGAUGAGCGCAUUCCUCUUUUGAAGACCUCUAUUACAGCUGAUGGUGGUGCGCUGGAAGUCGAUGGCAAUGGAACAUUAAUAGCUGCCCGUACACCGAUUCUGGAUUCAAAUCGCAACCGUGGGAUGGGUCAGAAAGUUAUCGAGGAGGAGUUACAACGGGUCUUGGGCGUGUCCAAAGUGAUUUGGAUUCCUGGAGUAGAGAGUUCCGAUGUAUCCGAUGAUCACAUCGAUGGCUUGGCUCGUUUCGUUGCUCCGGGAAAGGUCGUCCUAAGUCGUCCCAACCCCUGCACUGGUGUCUGGGCCAAGGCUUAUUAUGAAGCCAAGCGUGUUUUAUCUCAUGCUGUUGAUGCGGAAGGAAGGAGUUUCGAGCUCAUUGACUUACCCGAGGCCCCUACAGAUAAUACAGACAUGGUAACAAGCUAUGUCAACUUUCAUCUGGUGAAUGGGGCAGUUAUAUCUCCAGCAUUCGGCAUCCCUGAAUCUGAUGAAGCUGCUAAGGAUAUUCUUCAAAAUCUGUUUCCCAACCGAAAGGUAGUCCAGGUUUAUAUCCCCGAGAUUGCCCUAAGCGGUGGUGGUAUUCAUUGCAUGACCCAGCAGAUUCCUGCAGUUGGUAAGGAAAAUAAGCCAGCGUGCCUAAACGCUGACUGUCGAUGA